ACGCGACUGCACUGACAGAGACGAGACAAUGGAAUCAAACUGCAAAUCACAAAAUCUUCUAUGCCUGAUGGUUCCCCUGGUUCUAGCUGUGAACCUGCCCACAGGGAGCCCGACUCAGGCCGAGUAUAAUGGGGAAUUCGGCGGAUAUGUGACCUUUCACUGCCCAGUCAAAGAGAACAGGAGAGUCAAAUUGUUAUACUUUCAGCGGGGGGACAUUUUCAUCAACGGGUAUCAUGCCACCAAAGAAAUACAUGAUACAUGGCAAAACACAAAAUUUGACCUUAAAACCUCAACAAUUCAGAUGUUUGAUCUUAACGUGUCACACAGCGGACCUUUUCAGUGCAAAAUCAUGUACUCUGAUUACGAGAGCCCUGAAGAUUUUGAAAUAUACCUCAAAGUUACAGCCAACUACAGCAAGCCUUCAGUUGAAAGAAUCUGUGAGGAAAAGAACAAUGUCAUGGGUUGCCACGUAACUUGCUCAUCACAUGAUGGCUACCCAAGAAAAGAGAUUCAAUGGAAAGACCACCAGACUUUGAAUGAUAGCCAUCAGAUCGUGACUAUAAGGGAGAGUAGUGAUGCCAAUGCAACAACAAAGCUGUUCAACAUCUCCAGCACUGCUUACUUUAACUGCUCCAGUGGAGAACAGAAGCUCAGCUGUUCUGUGGGGGACAUCACCUCAGAUAUCUUCAAAGUCUGUGCUCCAACAAUUCCACCUGAUUAUGUGAAUCUAUAUGUGAUACUUGCCCUUGCUGUGAUUGUUCUCUUGGGGAUUGUGUUGAUAGUGUACAUCACAAUAUCACAGCUCAAGAAAAUGAGAGUUUCAGCCCCAAAGGAAGACACUGAGAAUGUAAAUGAAUUGGAGAGGCUGCAGACUUAACCAGAAACAGUCCAGUGGUGUCGUGACUGUUCGACGAGAAGAGGAACUCUUUAUGUGUUCUAGUAUCUAGGACCAAAGCUAUACGUCACUCGAUUGUACAUUACAUUAGUGGGUGAUAGGUUACACUGACCACAACAGUCUAAAAUGUUGAUAGCACACUGCCAUCAUUUUAGUGACACUUGACAUUUAAGUGUUUGAGGAAGUGUUCUGUAUUCAUUAAGGUACAAUACGUCACUAAACUGAGAGUGGCCAACUUCUUCAAGGAAAUCACUGUUGCAGCGGUACGAACUGAAAAUGUCAUCGUGAAGUUGGUUUACAACUGCGAAACGGAAUGUAGUGGCAAUUCAUCUCAGGAAUUUUGGCUGGAAAGUUUCCAAAAGUUCUCUUGACAUUUGUUACAUGAAAUUUGUUUAAGGGAAAGGCAUUUGAUGUUAGUAAAACGGCUCUAGACUUUGAAAGCUCAGUUUUUUAUGUUCUCUUUAAGUUCUAUGGAUCUCAAUAUUUUAUGUUAUCAUUUUGAACACAAAUUAAGAGCUAAAAGAAAAGUGUAGCAUUUAUAUGUUUGUGUGUUAAACUUGAUGGAAUAUGUUUAUGACUUUAUCCGCAAAUGUAAAUUUUUUUAGUGGGGUCAUUUUCACAGUAUUCCACUGUUAAGUGCAAUUUUGAAUGGAGUGUUCUAAAAACCUUAUUCAUUCUCAUUGAAUAGUAUAACCGUUUUCACGAAUAGUUUUGUUAAAAAAAAACGGAAGAAAUAAUAACUUUUGUGCUGCGUGGUAUUUCAUAAAUUAUUUAUUUCAAUACAUGCUGCUUUCAUAUUUAAGUGUUAAAACCAGUUCACACUGCUUUGAGAAAUGAGCCUCCUACUAGUCCUCACCACCAGUCCCUCUCCGUGCUUUCAUUUCCUCAAUAUAAAUCGUACUGUAAAAACUUUGAGAUUAAACUAUCGUCAUUCAAACUCAAUAAAUACUGUCUGCUGUUUUAUACAGAUGUAUUACAGUGAAGUUCUGUAAAGUCAAAAGAAAACCAAAGGUGCUAAAUAAA
Messenger RNA from Menidia menidia (Atlantic silverside), 1918 nucleotides. Lineage: Eukaryota; Metazoa; Chordata; Actinopteri; Atheriniformes; Atherinopsidae. The record is from the annotation of a GenBank genome assembly.